Molecule: messenger RNA, 825 nt
Organism: Didymosphaeria variabile
Lineage: Eukaryota; Fungi; Ascomycota; Dothideomycetes; Pleosporales; Didymosphaeriaceae
Exons: 1
Coding region: 1-825 (274 amino acids)
Source: RefSeq, a predicted model, not a curated record
AUGUCUAUUGCGCGCAGCUUCACCAAGCGCAUCAAGCGGCCCUCCAACGAUGCCGCCAUCCCCGCAACACCGACGCGCAGCCAGAGUGUAAGAAGCCCUGGCCUGGCCAUCAACCGCGCCAAGAUUUCCGCACCUGUUGCUCUGGUCUCCACGACAAACAUGCUCAGCUACAACGCCCCGGACAUCGUGCCCGUCAAGACGCCCUCGUCGUCCGCAUCAACACAUUCCGCCGACGACUCGGACCACAGCGUCUCGACACGCUCAAGGGCGUCGUCGCACGCUUCGCACGACACCUUGACGGACGCCUCGUCAGUGAGCUCAUCCUCGCCCACAUCGCCAGCACCAAACCACCUCUCCGGCUACUUCGCUGCUGCCAACAAGAACAUCCGGAAAUCCGCAUCGUCCGGCAACCUCCAGCAGCUGAAGGAGCAGAUCGAGGAAGAGCCAGCUGUCCCGGCCAUCCCGGAGCGCGCCUUGUCCCACAGUAAGCGCGCACACGAGCGCCUCGCCCAGAAGCGGUCCCUGCAGAACAUCUCGCGCACCCGGUCGUCCCGCGAGCACCGCACCUCGGUCGACAUGUUCAACGCCGCCGCCGCCAUCAAGGAGGAGUCGCACCCCUUCGGCAAGGAGCUCGAGCAGCUCAACGAGGUCGCUGAGGAGUUCAACGGCGUGGUCCGCGACGCCGAGAUGGAGGCUGACUAUGCCGUCAUCCGCGAGCGCAACCUCGCUACUUUCUGCGCCGCCGACUACCUCGCUGAGAUCCAGCCGUUGUUCAGCGCACGCUUCGGCAGCGUUGCGCAGCCGGCGCCCAUGGCGUGGAUUUAA